AUGGAACAAGAUGAGCUGCUUCGGCAGCUUCUCGAUCCGCGGUCGCCGUUGAAUGUCGAGAGCUUAUUGGAUACCGUUACCGCUCUCGUUAUUGACUGCGACAUACCAGUCCUGAAACGUAUGAAAAGUAUCGACAAUUUCAUUUCUAGAUAUGAGCGUGUUGUGCAGGCCCUGAAUGGGCUCCGAAUGAAAGCUUGUGAUUUUCGACAGCUCAAAGUAAUUGGUCGUGGAGCAUUCGGCGAGGUUCAUUUGGUUCGACACAGCAAAACGAAUACGGUUUAUGCGAUGAAGAUGUUGAAUAAGGAUGAUAUGAUAAAGCGAGCUGAUUCAGCAUUUUUCUGGGAAGAAAGGGAUAUUAUGGCACAUGCAAACAGCGACUGGAUCGUUAGACUUCAAUACGCUUUUCAAGAUCCCAGAUACCUUUAUAUGGUCAUGGAGUACAUGCCGGGAGGCGAUUUAGUCAAUCUUAUGACAACUUACGAUGUUUCCGAGAAAUGGACAAGAUUUUACACGGCCGAGCUCGUCGAGGCGCUUGCGGCUCUUCACGAAAUGGGAUAUAUUCACAGAGACGUGAAGCCUGACAAUAUGCUCAUUUCAAGAAGCGGCCACAUCAAGCUCGCUGAUUUCGGAACUUGUGUUAAAAUGAACGAACAUGGUGUUGUGAGAUGCUCAACAGCGGUUGGAACACCAGAUUAUAUAUCGCCGGAAGUUCUUGGCAAUCAGGGACAGGAUGCUGAGUUUGGAAAGGAGGUUGAUUGGUGGUCUGUUGGAGUUUUCAUUUAUGAAAUGCUCAUUGGUGAGACUCCAUUCUAUGCUGAAGCUCUUGUAUCGACAUACACAAAUAUUAUGAAUCACAAGACUAGCUUGAAGUAUCCGGAAGAUGCUCAGAUAAGUGAUAAGGCAAAGGAUAUUAUUAGAAGAUUUCUUUCCGCUGCUCCUGAGCGUCUUGGAAAAAACGGGGUAGAUGAGAUUCGCCAGCAUCCAUUCUUCAAAAAUGACGAAUGGACUUUCGAGACAUUACGACAAGCGACUCCGCCGAUUAUUCCAACGCUCAGAUCAGAUGAUGACACUACGCAUUUUGAGGACAUCGAAACUCGCGAUCGUGAUCCAACCGAAGUUUUUCAGCUUUCAAAAACGUUCAAUGGAAAUCAGCUUCCUUUCAUCGGUUUCACGUAUUCGAAUGAGUAUAGUCCACUAGAAGCGAUUAGGAAAAGCAUGGCUAAUGCUGCAGCCGCUCCGAUGCAGAAUGGAAUACCGAUGACAAAUGGUACAACUUCUGGUGUACCAAAAGAGCAGUUUGAUGAGAUUAUGGCUACUGUAAGCCUUAAAAAUAAGGAGCUUGAAAUGCUGAAAGAGAACAUCUCUCGAACAGAGAAACGAGCAAAAAUGAUGGAGGGAGAGAAAAAUAUUCUUUCUUCGAAAAUUGCUGAUCUUGAACGUGAAAUUAAGGAAAACAAGGAGAAAAUUCGGCAAAAUAUCGAUUCGGAUGCAAAGUUGAACGGAUUAUCCGUUGAGUUGAGAAUGGCAAAAGAAUACAAUGCUGAAAUGGAGAAGGAAAUGACAAAAUUCCGCGAAAAAUACGAUUUACUCAAAGAAGAUCUACGAAAGAAAUUAUCAGAGAUUGCUCAGGAAAAGAAUGAAACCCAGAGAAUCGCCAUGCAGAAAAAAGAGAUCGAGGAAAAGUUCGCGGAAUUGAAGCGAGAUAUCGAAUUAGUUAAAUCACGGGAAGCAGAGACUUCGAUGCAAUUGAAAAAGGCUUUGGAAGAGAGAAAGGAGAACGGAUAUCAGCAGAGUGUUGCAAAAGCCAGUGAUGCCGAGUGGGAACGAAAAUUACAAUACUACGAAAAGCAGUUAGAGCAAGCCCACGAUGAGAGAAAAGUUGAAGAGCAGAAGCGAACCGCCGCGGAAUUCGAUCAAAGUCGAAUGGCUCGAAAACUUGCGGGAAUUGAGGCGAAUUACGAGUAUCUUCAGAAUGAUUACAAAUCUCUUGUCGAAGCCCGAGAUCGGUUGGAGAGAGAUUUGCAAGAGUUGGGAGCAGAGAAGAGAAGGCUUGAAAUUCGCGUGGAACAGCUCAUGGAUAGCAGAAAUACCGAUGAACGGGUUUUGUCGCUCUGCCAAGACGAGCUUGUUGAAAGUCAAGAAGAAGCUAAAAAUAAGGAGGAUGGAUUAAGAUCGAGAAUUGAAGCGAUUCGAUACGAGCUCGAGAAUGAACGAUUGAAGUCCCAAACCCUUGAAGAAAAUCUUUCGGUAGCCGAUAAGGAGCGUGGAAUGCUUAAAAUGGAAGUUCAAGAACUCAUGCAACGACAUAAAUGGGAAAUCACUACAAAAGAACAGCAAUUAAAGCAUCUUGAAAAUCAGCUCGAAGAAUUGACACAUCACACGCGCGAAACUACUGAAAUUGAGAACAAUGGCAUGCAGAAAAUUGCUGAACUUGAAAAGAAAUUGGAAAUUGAGAAGGCCCACAAGAAAGCAGUAAUUAAUAAAUUGGAAGAGGAGAUGGCUAAACGACAACCAACGAAGAAAGGAGAGAAAGGAGUCACUAAGGCGGCGUUGAUCAAGAAAGAGAGAGAAAUCAUGAUGCUUCAACAAGAGCGGGAUGAAAUGACGAAGCGGAUGAAGAUGAUGUAUUGCGAACACGAGAAGCAGGCCGGUGAAUUUACCGCUCAGCUUCAAGAUGAAUUCCGUCAAAAUGAGCUGUUACGGGAGGAGAAUCGAGAUCUGAAAGAACGAAUAGAAGAGCUGAUGCGAAAUGGUCUUCGAUUCGGCGACGAUAAAAGAAGUGUAGAUUCAAGGGAAGGAAUUCCAACCUCGUUGAGUUAUCACAAUCUCCAGAUGGAUGGCUGGGUGUCUGUGCGAGAACUGCAGAAGAAGUCCCGAAAGGCCAAGUGGGUUCAACACUUUGCUAUUCUCAAUGAAUACGCUUUCACGAUAUACCAAGACGAGAAGGCGCAGCAUCCAGUGCUUACUGUAGAAGCGGGAAAUAUGUGUCAUGUUCGUCAUGUCACUGCUGCCGACCUCCGCAAUGUUGAUGAUUCACAAUUGCCAAGAAUUUUCCAUUUGAUGUACGAUGACAACUCUUCGGCCGCUUCUCGUCAUGCCUCGAAUUCGGAUCUCACCAUGAAUGAGUCACAACGCGAAGAAAGUUGGAAGCGCCACGACUUCCAGGAACUCUCAUUCCAUAUUCGGACGCAUUGUGAUGAUUGCGGCAAGAAGUUGUCCGAUAUGAUUCGACCAACGCCGGCGUACGAGUGCCGUAACUGUCGCUAUAAAAUUCAUAAGGAACACGUUGCGCAGGGCACUAUUACGGCUUGUAAAUUUACUGGUCUUUCACGCGAACUGGUUCUGAUGGCACCCCAAUCGGACGUUUGCGUCCGAUGGGUUUCCGUUCUGCGUCGUUUCAUCGAAUCCGCUCGACCAACCGGAGCAUCGGUGUCGCGGGUUUCGUCACGACGUCACGUCGGAUCCACAGCAUCUUCAUCGAUUCAUCAAUAA
Molecule: messenger RNA, 3492 nt
Organism: Caenorhabditis bovis
Lineage: Eukaryota; Metazoa; Nematoda; Chromadorea; Rhabditida; Rhabditidae
Source: the annotation of a GenBank genome assembly